Molecule: messenger RNA, 3034 nt
Organism: Manis javanica (Malayan pangolin)
Lineage: Eukaryota; Metazoa; Chordata; Mammalia; Pholidota; Manidae
Gene: PKD2L2
Product: polycystin 2 like 2, transient receptor potential cation channel
Biological process (GO): detection of mechanical stimulus
Cellular component (GO): membrane
Molecular function (GO): calcium ion binding; calcium channel activity
Source: RefSeq, a predicted model, not a curated record
ACCUGGGGAGUCGAGGGGCGUCGUGGUCCGUAUCCGCCAUGCGUGAGUCGUUCUGGUGGCGCCGAGGGACUCCAAAACAUAAGCUGCAUUACAGAAAGGAAGUAGAAAUUCAGGAGUUGUUACUCUACUUCAUUUUUUUAAUAAACCUAUGUAUAUUGACUUUUGGAAUGGUAAACCCACAUAUGUAUUACUUAAACAAAGUUAUGUCAUCUCUAUUUUUGGACACUUCUGUGCCUGGUGAUGAAAGAACCAACUUUAAGUCUAUUCGCAGCAUAACUGAUUUUUGGAAGUUUAUGGAAGGACCCCUUUUGGAAGGUCUGUACUGGGACUCGUGGUACAAUAACAAGAAGUUAUAUAAUUUAAAUAACAGCAGUCGUAUCUACUAUGAGAACAUACUUUUAGGAGUCCCCAGAGUCCGUCAACUAAAAGUCCGCAACAACACCUGCAAGGUCUAUUCAUCCUUCAAGUCCUUGAUGAGUGAAUGUUAUGACAGAUACACUCCUGCAAGUGAAGACCUGUCUGAGUUUGGCCUUAAGCAGGAUACUGAAUGGAAAUACUCUACGCCUAGUGCCAACUACCCUUGGCACUGGGGAUUUUUUGGUGUUUACCGAAAUGGGGGAUAUAUUUUCACUUUAUCAAGAUCAAAAUCUGAAACCAAAAGCAAAUUUAUUAACCUUCGACUGCACAGCUGGAUCACAAGAGGGACUAGAGUUGUUUUUAUUGAUUUUUCAUUAUACAAUGCUAAUGUAAAUCUCUUUUGCAUCAUCAGAUUGGUGGCAGAAUUCCCUGCAACUGGAGGAAUACUUACUUCAUGGCAGUUUUACUCUGUAAAGCUCCUCAGAUAUGUUAGCUUCUAUGAUUACUUUAUUGCUUCCUGUGAAAUCACAUUUUGUAUUUUUCUAAUUGUCUUCACAACACAAGAAGCCAAAAAAAUGAAAGAAUUUAAGUCUGCCUAUUUCAAAAGUAUUUGGAACUGGCUGGAAUUACUACUUUUGGUGUUGUGUGUCAUGGCCAUUUUCUUCAACUCAUACUGUAAUAUACAAAUUUUCCUCUUACUGGGACAGAUGUUAAAAAGUACUGAGAAGUAUUCAGACUUCCAUUUUCUUGCAUACUGGCAUAUUUAUUACAACAAUAUAAUUGCUAUUACCAUCUUCUUUGCAUGGAUAAAGAUACUCAAAUUCAUAAACUUUAAUAGGACAAUGUCUCAGCUGUCAUCGACCUUGUCCCGAUGUAUCAAAGACAUAGUAGGAUUUACCAUCAUGUUUUUUAUAAUAUUCUUUGCUUAUGCCCAGCUAGGAUUUCUUGUUUUUGGAUCACAAGUUGACGACUUUUCCACUUUUCAAAAUUCUAUAUUUGCACAAUUUCGAAUUGUUCUUGGAGAUGUUAAUUUUGCUGGUAUUCAACAAGCCAAUCGUAUCUUGGGACCCAUUUACUUCAUCACUUUCAUCUUCUUUGUGUUCUUUGUCCUGCUGAACAUGUUCUUGGCAAUAAUUAACAAUACCUAUUCUGAAGUGAAAGCUGAUUAUUCAAUAGGCAGAAGGCCAGAUUUUGAACUUGGUAAAGUGAUUACAAAGAGUUUUAAUAAUGCUCUAGAGAAACUCAAACUAAAGAAACCUCAAGAGGAUGAAGACAAGAAAAGUAUGAAAAGCAGAGAUUUGGUUGAAGAAGCCCAAAGAGAAGGCUUUGAUGAAACUGAAAUUCAAAGAUCAGAGCAGAUGAAAAAAUGGAAAGAGAGGCUUGAGAAAAAGUAUUAUUCUAUAGAAAUUCAAGAUGACUACCAGCCUGUCACUCAACAAGAAUUCCAAGAACUCUUUUUAUAUGCCGUGGAGCUGGAGAAAGAAUUACACUACGUCAGUUUAAAACUAAACCGAGUGAUGAAAAAGAUUUCAGCUCUACAAUACUGAGACAAGUAGAAGUGCACUUUAAAAGCCCUGAACCACCUGUCAUUGAGGUCAACGAUAAUCAUCAAAUGAUAUCCAGGAAUUAAGUGCCCCUGCAUGGGACCCACUGUACAGUCCUUGCAUAUUACAACACGCCUCCAGAGUAUACACACACUGCUGCAGACACAGGACUUCAUAAGAUUUAUUAUUACACUCUAGGAAUGUAAAGGGAAAGUAUAAAAUAAUGCUGCUUACAGUUCAUACAGCAGGUCUCCAACAGUUCAAUACUUAAGAUAGUUUUCUCAAUAUUACACGAAGUGUAAGAACUCCGGUGCUCUCAUCACGUACCAGGUUCUAACUCCCUCUGGCCAUACAUCAAUAAAUGUUUUCGACUCUGGAAAACCAUUAUAGAAGACCCCAAGUUAAAAAAAAAAUCUUACCUCCAUUCUUCCCAAUUUGAAGUCUCCUGGAAAAAGCCAAAGUAUAAAAGAACAAACUUCCCAAACACCUAGAGAACUUCCACUAACACUUUCAAAUGGGAAAUUCUUCUAGACAGUUUCUAAGUAACACAUUCAAAGGUUUCCAAAAGUCCUCAACUACUUUAAAAGCAAAAUAUGCUUUAAAAAAUAAAGAGCAAGGUAGGAGGUAACAGGGUUAUAAGUCGUUACGUUUGAAAGUGCGAAUGAGGGAGCCACGAAAGCCUAGUCUGGACGGUCGGAAAGCGCUGCUUGGCCGGCACUGCGGGAGCUGGAAGGAAGCUCUUCUGGUUUCCGUAGGUCCGAUAAGCCAUCCCAGAAAGGCCCUAUGUUCGCUUAGCCCAAGCGGCGUCAUUCGGCCAUGGUUCUCAGCUUCCACACGCGUGCUCAACAGUCCCUGGGCUUUCAAACUCGAAUAAAGGUAUCUUACACAUACCCACCUUCCUCAGACCAAGCUUUUCUCUUAGAGUCUGUAAGUCAAGUUUUCUUAAUAGGAAUCCUGAAACAAGAAAUGCUGACUAUUCUCUUGGAACGGAUUUCCAUAAGAGAAUCAACCACAUGGCCUCUGUCUUACCACUCCCGGAAGCUACAGCCAGCCACGUGGUUUAGUAACGUUGUUCCCUGACAUGGUCCCUGGUUGGGGUAAUUUAAACAAAGACUAAGAACACUAAGGCAAAG